Coffea eugenioides is the source of this 1232-nucleotide messenger RNA. Its product is annotated as copper chaperone for superoxide dismutase, chloroplastic. Gene Ontology annotation, molecular function: copper ion binding; superoxide dismutase activity. Bases 109 to 1062 code for a protein of 317 amino acids. The transcript is spliced from 6 exons. Gene Ontology annotation, biological process: removal of superoxide radicals. The record is from RefSeq and is a predicted model, not a curated record. NCBI's taxonomy places the organism in Eukaryota, Viridiplantae, Streptophyta, Magnoliopsida, Gentianales, Rubiaceae.
UGAAAGUGAGGAUCAAAGAAAACCCAAAUGGUCAGACAAAGGCAAUACCCUCCAUAGCCCGGAGGGGGAAAGGAAAAACUCAAAAAAGCCGAACUAUAUAUAUUAAGGAUGGCAUUUCUGAGGUCGAUGCUGAGACCAAAAACAGCUGCCAUAGCUUCUGCUGCUGCCUUCGUCUCUUCUCUACCUUCAUCUUCCUCCUCACAUUCUUCCUCACAGUUCCCAGGAUUCCUAUCGAAAACCUUAAACUCUGGGUCAAUUCCCUUGUCUUGUAAAGAUAAUCUUGGACCAUUCAGAUUGGGGGUAGUCAAGAGUCUUGCUGCUUCUAAGAUGGAGCCCCCCUCAUCCAAUCACAAACCCUCUUCUUCUAUUCAGAAUGGCGCUUUCUUGCCUGAGCUACUUACAGAGUAUAUGGUGGACAUGUCAUGUGAGGGCUGUGUUGAGGCAGUGAAGAAUAAAUUGCAGACGGUAGCUGGAGUUAAGAAUGUGGAAGUGGAUUUGACCAACCAGGUUGUGAGGGUACUCGGUACUUCACCUGUGAAAACCAUGACUGAUGCUCUGGAGCAGACUGGUCGAAAAGCCCGGCUGAUUGGACAAGGGAGCCCUGAUGAUUAUCUGGUUUCUGCUGCUGUAUCCGAAUUUAAGGGUCCACUGGUUUUUGGUAUUGUACGCUUCGCUCAAGUAAACAUGGAAUUGGCUAGAAUUGAAGCUAAUUUCAAUGGAUUAUCACCUGGAAAGCAUGGUUGGUCCAUUAAUGAAUUUGGUGAUUUGACCGGGGGUGCGGCAAGUACUGGCAAAGUUUACAACCCAGCUAACUCUGCUGAUAAAGAGCCACUGGGUGACCUGGGAACAUUAGAAUUUGAUGAGAAAGGUGAUGCAUUUUUCUCCGGUGGUAAACAAAACCUGCGAGUUCUUGAUCUCAUUGGGCGAUCUGUCGUGGUAUAUGAAACUGAAGAUAAAUCAGAUCCAGGACUUGUAGCAGCAGUGAUAGCUAGAAGUGCUGGAGUGGGUGAGAACUACAAAAAGCUUUGCACAUGUGAUGGUACAACCAUUUGGGAAGCCUAGUAAAUUUAUGAUUCAUGCAUCAUCCAUGCGUGUAGAAGCAGUUGAUCCUGCAGAUGUCAUGUAUGUACUGUAUUAUUAUUGGUGAUGCAAGGAUAACUUGUGAGGCAACUAAAUGUUUUAUUUAUUUUGCUGCAAUAAAGGAAAUGCAAAAGGCUCCUUUCUUUUCUUUU